Zasmidium cellare ATCC 36951 is the source of this 714-nucleotide messenger RNA. RefSeq lists its product as uncharacterized. The transcript is spliced from 2 exons. NCBI's taxonomy places the organism in Eukaryota, Fungi, Ascomycota, Dothideomycetes, Mycosphaerellales, Mycosphaerellaceae. The coding region runs from base 1 to 714 and encodes 237 amino acids. The record is from RefSeq and is a predicted model, not a curated record.
AUGAACGACGAAGAGCGGCGCGCAGACGCCUUCAUCACACGUCCCCGUGUAUAUGGCGUCCGCGGACUCCCGGCCUCCCUCAACAGCGCUACACCAGACAACCGCGCCAACCUCGCCCGAAUCGUCCACCGCCUCGCCGACUUCCUCCAAGCCUUCAUCACCUACCGCCUGCACCCCGCACGUAUUCCCAUCACCCAGGAUUACCACGCGACUGUAGACGCGUUCGACGCCAUCGAGACCGCGAUUGAGCUGGUCAGAGGGCUGCGACUCUUCGCGUUGGUCGCGCUUCAUGAGAGAUGGGGCGGCGCUGGUGCGAGAAUGAUAUUGCCAAUGUUCGGGGUGAAGAGGAGCUUGUUGGGCGGGAAUGUCAAGAAUUACCAGGUCAUGAUGAACAGAUUGCUCCUGGAUUUGGCAUCUGCAGGAGACAGAGAGGACUGUGUGGUCCAUGAGGUGUGGUUCGAGAUGAAUGUGAUGGGCAGCUUGGGCUUGACGCGGGUGUACCGGCGGAGGAGAGUGGUCGAGGACCCGGAAGCAAUGAGGAUCGCGGCUGAGGGAAUGGGAGGUCAACAGCUGUACAUUCGGGACCCUAAGAUGGACUCGGCGGGAACCUUGACGAGCGACGGCAGAGACGACCAAGCCACCUUCAUCCUGCUUGCGGUAUUGAUGACCAUAGCUUCCUUGCUAUCUCUGGUUGUGGCAGGUGUUUUCCUCUGA